Messenger RNA from Macadamia integrifolia, 6605 nucleotides. RefSeq names its product protein MOR1. Gene Ontology annotation, molecular function: microtubule plus-end binding; microtubule plus end polymerase activity. Bases 193 to 6324 code for a protein of 2043 amino acids. Gene Ontology annotation, biological process: microtubule polymerization; mitotic spindle organization; establishment or maintenance of microtubule cytoskeleton polarity. Gene Ontology annotation, cellular component: spindle pole; microtubule plus-end; centrosome. The transcript has 54 exons. The record is from RefSeq and is a predicted model, not a curated record. Lineage: Eukaryota; Viridiplantae; Streptophyta; Magnoliopsida; Proteales; Proteaceae.
ACCGUCUCGUGUAUUGCCCUUUCCUUUCCGUUGUUUAGGGCCUCUCCCUUCUUCUCCAUUGCCGGCAGAGAUAGGACGAAGAGGAAGAGACAGAUUGAGAGAGAGAGACUCUUUUGUUGAUUAACGCUUCUACGAAACCUAUUUUUCUCUCUGCAAAAGUAAAGAGAAGCGUUUUCACGGCAAAUAUAGACAAUGUCAGAAGACGAGAAAUUGUUAAAGGAAGCGAAGAAGCUACCAUGGGAAGAUCGUUUGUUACAUAAAAAUUGGAAGGUUAGGAAUGAUGCGAAUAUCGACCUUGCUGGUCUCUGCGAUUCAUUUACUGAUCCUAAGGAUCCACGUCUCAGGGAAUUUGGUCAUUUUUUUAAGAAGACGGUUGCUGAUUCCAAUGCUCCUGUACAAGAGAAGGCUCUUGAUGCCCUAAUUGCAUUCUUACGAGCUGCAGAUGCCGAUGCUGGAAGAUUUGCCAAAGAAAUAUGUGACGCAAUUAUUGCCAAAUGCCUCACUGGUCGGCCCAAGACAGUGGAGAAGGCUCAGAUGGUUUUCAUGCUUUGGGUGGAGUUGGAGGCCACAGAAGUGUUCCUGGAUACUAUGGAGAAAGCAAUUAAAAAUAAAGUUCCUAAAGCAGUUGUGCCAGCUAUUGAUGUCAUGUUUCAAGCCCUUAGUGAAUUUGGUGCAAAAGUUGUUCCACCCAAAAGAAUUUUGAAGAUGCUUCCUGAACUUUUUGACCACCAAGACCAAAAUGUUCGUGCAUCUUCUAAAGGGUUGACACUUGAGCUUUGCCGCUGGAUUGGAAAAGACCCUGUGAAAUCGAUCCUGUUUGAGAAGAUGCGGGAUACUAUGAAAAAAGAGCUGGAUGCGGAGCUUGUCAAUGUCACUGGUGCAGCUAAGCCAACCCGCAAAAUUAGAUCUGAACAAGACAAGGAACUAGAGCCGGAGGUUGCAUCUGAAGUUGUGGGCCCUGGCCCAUCUGAAGAAUCUGCAGCUGAUGUUCCUCAGGAAAUAGAUGAAUAUGAACUCGUUGAUCCAGUUGAUAUUUUGACCCCAUUGGAGAAGUCAGGCUUUUGGGAUGGAGUGAAAGCUACCAAAUGGAUUGAGAGGAAGGAGGCUGUUGCAGAGCUUACAAAACUUGCGUCAACGAAAAGAAUAGCUCCUGGUGAUUUCACUGAAGUCUGUCGGACGCUUAAGAAGCUUAUCAUAGAUGUGAACAUAGCUGUUGCAGUUGAGGCAAUCCAAGCUGUUGGGAAUCUGGCUAGGGGUUUGAGGACUCAUUUUUCUGGGAGUUCACGCUUCCUUUUGCCAGUUUUACUCGAAAAAUUGAAAGAGAAGAAACCGACCCUUGCAGAUGCACUUACUCAAACGCUACAGGCAAUGCACAAGGCUGGCUGCCUAACCCUUGUUGAUGUCGUAGAAGAUGUUAGAACUGCAGUGAAAAAUAAAGUUCCACUUGUCCGCUCCUUAACCUUGAACUGGGUGACUUUCUGUAUUGAGACAAGCAAUAAAGCUGUUGUUCUUAAGUUGCAUAAAGAUUACGUCCCCUUAUGUAUGGAGUGCCUGAACGAUGGAACCCCAGAAGUGAGGGAUGCCUCAUUUUCUGCUUUGGCUGCGAUUGCUAAGUUGGUUGGUAUGAGACCCUUGGAAAAAUCUCUGGAGAAACUUGAUGAGGUGAGAAAGAAAAAACUAGCUGACAUGAUUGGAAGUUCAGGUGGUGGUGGUGGUGGACUUCCAAGUACGGGCUCAGCAGCUGCUGCUUCGAUUUCGAGUGGGAGCAUCUCAUCAUCUAUGGCCAUCGAGAGUUCAUUUGCUAGAAAAUCUGCGGCAAGCAUGCUUAGUGGGAAGAAACCUGUCCAUGCAGCUCCGGUCAUUAAAAAGGGUGGGACAGUUAAAACAAUAGUUGGCAAGAAGGGUGAUGCUGUUGGACAGUCAAAGGCUGUGGGGUCAAUUGAACCUGAAAAUGUUGAGCCAGCAGAAAUGAGUCUUGAAGAAAUCGAAACCAGAUUAGGUUGCCUUCUCCAUGCAGAUACGGUAUCUCAACUGAAGAGUAGUGUGUGGAAGGAGAGGCUUGAAGCAAUUGUCUCUCUGAAGCAGCAGGUAGAAGGUCUUAAAGAGAUUGACCAGUCAGCAGAGUUUUUGAUUCGUUUAUUAUGUGUCGUUCCUGGGUGGGGUGAGAAAAAUGUUCAGGUCCAACAACAGGUUAUUGAAAUUAUUACUCACAUUGCUUCAUCAGUGACUAAAUUUCCGAAACGAUGUGUUGUAUUGUGCCUUCUAGGUAUAAGUGAACGGGUGGCUGAUAUUAAGACCCGUGCUCAUGCGAUGAAGUGUUUGACUACUUUCUCUGAAGCAGUGGGUCCAGGAUUCAUUUUUGAAAGACUUUACAAAAUCAUGAAAGAGCACAAGAAUCCCAAGGUUCUUAGUGAGGGCAUUUUGUGGAUGGUUUCUGCGGUUGAGGACUUUGGCGUUUCACAUUUAAAGCUUAAGGAUUUAAUUGAUUUCUGCAAGGAUACAGGUCUUCAGUCGAGUGCCGCUGCCACUAGAAACGCAACCAUAAAGCUUAUUGGUUCACUGCAUAAGUUUGUUGGUCCAGAUAUUAAAGGGUUUCUUGUGGAUGUCAAGCCCGCACUUCUUAGUACACUUGAUGCUGAGUAUGAGAAAAAUCCAUUUGAGCAGGGGGCAUCAGCAGCUCCAAGAAAAACUGUUAAGGCGUCGGACUCUGCUUUGUCUAUGUCUGCUGUUGGAUUGGAUGGCCUGCCUCGUGAGGAUAUUAGUGGGAAAAUCACGCCUACUCUACUGAAGAACUUGAGUAGUUCUGAUUGGAAGGUCCGUUUGGAAUCUAUUGAAUCAGUCAAUAAAAUUUUAGAAGAAGCCAACAAACGCAUUCAACCGACUGGAAUGGGGGAGUUAUUUGCUGCUCUUAGAGGCCGUCUAUGUGACAGUAACAAAAAUUUAAUAAUGGCAACCUUAGCCACCCUUGGUGGUGUUGCGUCUGCUAUGGGUCCAGCUGUUGAGAAGGCAAGCAAGGGAAUUCUCUCUGAUGUUUUGAAAUGCCUCGGUGACAAUAAAAAGCAUAUGAGAGAGUGCACUCUGAAUACCUUGGAUUCCUGGGUUGCUGCUGUUCAUCUUGAUAAGAUGGUUCCAUACGUUACGGCUGCAUUGACUGAGGCCAAGCUUGGUGCGGAAGGGCGAAAGGAUCUUUUUGAUUGGUUAACCAAACAACUUUCUGGAUCAAGUGAUUCAUCUGAUGCCUUUAACUUGCUGAAGCCAGCUGCCUCUGCUAUGACGGACAAAUCGUCAGAUGUUCGGAAAGCAGCAGAAGCAUGCCUUGGCGAAAUUCUGAGAGUUUGUGGACCGGAAGCUGUGUCCAAGAAUAUAAAGGAUUUACAUGGACCUGCUUUGGCUCUGGUUCUUGAACGUUUAAAACCAUCUGGGGCUCUCCAAGAUUCCUAUGAUUCAGUGAGAGGAAUUCCAACUACGCUAACAUCUAAAACUAGCUCAAAGGUUGGAAAAUCUAGUUCAAAUGGUUGUGUUGAUCGUGUGUCAAAGCAUGGCAGCAGAGCUAUUUCUUCGAGAGCUAUUCCUGCAAAAGUUUCAAGGUUAGAUUCCAUUGCGUCUGUCCAUGAUCUUUCUAUCCAGUCUCAGGCUUUGUUAAAUAUCAAAGACUCAAACAAGGAAGAUAGGGAGAGAAUGGUUGUACGCCGAUUCAAAUUUGAAGAGCCACGAUUGGAGCAGAUUCAAGAUCUUGAGAGUGAUAUUAUGAAGUAUUUUAGAGAAGAUCUACAUAGGCGGCUGCUGAGCACAGAUUUUAAGAAACAAGUUGAUGGGCUUGAGAUGUUACAAAAGGCACUCCCAUCCAUUGGAAAAGAAAUAAUUGAGCUUCUGGACAUAUUUUUGCGGUGGUUUGUUUUGCGGUUCUGUGAGUCAAACACGACAUGUCUUCUGAAGGUCUUGGAGUUUCUUCCUGAACUUUUUGAUAUGUUGAAAGAUGAGGGUUGUACUCUUACUGAAGCAGAAGCAGCCAUUUUUCUUCCAUGCUUCAUAGAGAAGUCUGGACAUAACAUUGAGAAAGUACGGGAAAAAAUGCGGGAACUUGCGAAACAAAUUGUUCAAUUAUAUUCAGCAAGCAAGACUUUUGCGUAUGUAUUGGAGGGUUUGCGCUCUAAAAACAAUCGAACUCGGAUAGAAUGUGUUGAUCUUAUUGGUUUUCUAAUUGAUCAUCAUGGACCUGAGAUAGGUGGACAAUUAAAGUCCUUGCAGCUUGUUGCUAGCUUGACAUCUGAACGAGAUGGUGAAAUUCGGAAAGCUGCUCUUAAUACUCUCGCCACUGCAUACAAAAAUCUUGGAGAGGACGUGUGGAGGUAUGUCGGGAAGCUGUCUGAUGCUCAGAGAAGCAUGUUGGAUGAUAGAUUUAAGUGGAAGGCCCGUGAGAUGGAGAAAAGGAAGGAAGGGAAACCAGGGGAAGCUAGAGCUGCUUUGAGGCGUUCUGUUAGGGACAAUGGGCUAGAUGUAGCGGAGCAGAGUGGGGAAGUUCUUGCACGCUCUAUUUCGGCCCCAAUCUUUUCAAGGGAAAACAUUGUUCAUUCUGAACCUUACGUGGAGAGGCAUCAAUUCAGCCGUUCAAUGGCUAGUGCAAAUGGCCCAUCAGACUGGAACGAGGCUCUGCAUAUCAUCUCAGUUGGCUCCCCUGAAGAGUCGGUCGAGGGUAUGAAAGUGGUUUGUCAUGAGUUGGCACAGGCUACUAGCGAACCUGAAAGCAGUGCAUUGGAUGAUCUGAUCAAAGAUGCAGAUAGACUUGUUGCAUGCCUGGCAACCAAGGUGGCCAAGACCUUUGAUUUCAGUUUGGGUGGAGCUUCCUCAAGGUCAUGUAAAUAUGUCUUGAACACACUCAUGCAGACUUUCCAGAAUAAAAGGCUUGCCCAUGCUGUGAAUGAGAGUACACUUGAUACCCUUAUCACUGAACUUCUGCUUUGGCUUUUAGAUGAAAGAGUUCCACUUAUGGAUGAUGGUAGUCAGCUUCUAAAAGCAUUGAAUGUUCUGAUGCUCAAGAUUCUGGACAAUGCAGAACGCACAUCAUCAUUCGUUGUUCUGAUUAAACUAUUGCGCCCGUUGGACCCCUCAAGAUGGCCAUCACCUGCAUCAAAUGAGACCUUUGCGGCAAGAAAUCAGAAGUUCUCAGAUCUAGUUGUGAAAUGCCUUAUCAAACUGACCAAAGUUCUUCAGAGCACAAUCUUUGAUGUUGACCUUGACCGUAUCCUUCAAAGCAUCCAUUUGUACCUACAGGAAUUAGGGAUGGAAGAAAUCCGGAGGAGAGCUGGUGCUGAUGACAAACCUUUGCGAAUGGUCAAAACUGUUCUGCAUGAACUAGUUAAACUUCGUGGGACAGCAAUAAAGGGUCAUCUUUCCAUGGUUCCUAUAGACAUGGAACCUCAACCUAUUAUUCUUGCCUACAUUGACCUUAAUCUGCAGACACUUGCUGCAGCUAGGAUGUUGACCCCCACUGGCCCUGUUGGUCAAACUCAUUGGGGCGAUUCUACAGCACACAAUCCAUCACCUGCCACUCAUUCUGCAGAUGCUCAAUUGAAGCAAGAACUUGCUGCGAUAUUCAAGAAAAUAGGAGACAAGCAAACAUCGGCAAUUGGUCUCCAUGAAUUGUACCGCAUUACCCAACUGUAUCCUCAGGUUGAUAUAUUUGCUCAGCUCCAGAAUGCAAGUGAUGCAUUUCGCACAUACAUCAGAGAUGGAUUAGCUCAGGUGGAAAGGAAUGCAGCUGCUGGGAGGACACCUUCAAGUCUGCCAAUGUCAACUCCUCCCCCAGUUUCUCUUUCCCUCUCAUCCCCGAAAUUAGCUCCAUUAUCACCUGUACAUACACAUAGCCUGAAUGACGCCAAGUCGGUAAAUGUGAAGAUUGAAUCCACAGAUCAGAGUCUGCCUUCGGCUUUGGCUGAAGUGGACAGGGCAGGUAAUGUUAUUUCUUUAAGAGCACCAACAUUUCCUCAUCCAGAGUUGAGGCAACAUGUUGGGGAUGAGAGGAAUGACAGAUAUCCAUCUGGAGUAAUUGCAGUAACCAGUGGGACUUUGGAUGCAAUCAGAGAAAGGAUGAAGAGCAUUCAGCUAACUGCUGCUGCAGGGAACCAAGAAUCCACAAAUAAGACAUCAAUGUACAUGAAUGGUAAUGAAACCCAUGAACUCCAGAAUCAGAUUCCUCAUGGAUCGGCCCCUGUUGAUGCCGAAGAUUCCACUCAAACUGCGGUCCUCCCUAUGGACGAGAGGGCACUCUCUGGCCUUCAAGCCCGUAUGGAAAGACUCAAAAGUGGGACACUUGAACCCCUGUAAACUUAUAGUGCUCUAUUUCUGUAUUUAGAAUUGUAGCAUUUUUGGCUUUCUGUUUAGUAAUGGGGUGUUUUGUGCAACUCAUCUCGUCUUUUGUUUUGUGAUUGGCAUCCAUUUUUCAAGUAGAAUUCUUCUGUAUACGAAAUUGUAAAAGGCAGAUUUAAUACCUGUAUCUGGCUUUGCUGCCCCAUUUAUUGAAGUUUAGAUGUUUGAAUUGGUCACUGCUUUUGUAAAUAAAUAUUUUCAUUCAAUGGAAGCUACACUCUCUACAGAGUUGAUCCAAA